This is a messenger RNA of Aureobasidium uvarum, 849 nucleotides long. NCBI's taxonomy places the organism in Eukaryota, Fungi, Ascomycota, Dothideomycetes, Dothideales, Saccotheciaceae. The record is from the annotation of a GenBank genome assembly.
AUGUCCAAGCUCUCGCCCGCCCUCAAGCAACUCAUCAACGCCCCGUUUGCUCGUCCAGGCGCUCUGCCCGCACCCCAAGGCAUCAAGGCCUUUUACCAGAACUUGGCCAAGGAUGCUAAGGACAGAGGUAUUGGUGUGCCUGCUUGGUUGUCAAUGGCUGAUGUUAGNACAGCGACAACCAUGACGAUGAACUCGCCCGACUCCUUGACUGAGCUGUAUCAUGCAGCUUCUCCCGAGGGCGAUGCAGUGGCCACAGCAGAACUCAUGAGAGAAGUUGGAUUAAAGUGCAUUGGCUUCAACGGCGUGCCUCGUACCAUAAACAUGCUCAAUGCCUUCCGUGCCUCCCUCCCCUCAUCCACCGUAAAAUCUCUCUCCACAACACCCACCCGUAUCCCCUCGCCCAACAACAUCACCGACAUGAGUGCCCGCGGCGAGCAACUCUGGAAAAGCAUAUACGACCCCUUUGACAAGAAACUCUACAACAAGCUCGCAGAGUCACAUCCUGAUUUGCCUGUCCACAUCCUGCACUCCGAGUACGGUGCUCUGUUUGCCGACCCCGAGGAAAGAGGAAGCCAAAAGGGAAAUGUGGGUAGAGUGUUGACUAGUAUUGUGGCAGUCAGCUGUCUGAGGACGCAGACGGGUGUGGGCCCGCAGGUGUUGAGUCAUGUAUUUGGAUUGAGAAAGGCGUUUAAGGAUGGCUCUGCGGAGAAGGAUGUUCAGGGUGGUGAGUGGCUGGCUGGUGAUGAGGGUAGUGUUUGGCUACUCGAGAGUGUGGAUAGACUUGUGGAGGCAUUGAGUGGGGGCAAGGGAUCAAGCUAUGCCCCUGGGUCUAUCAAGGCAAAACUCUAG